AUGUUAUCGGAAAUUAAUGUUUUGAAUCCCAAACCAUUGAAUUGUCAAGUGUAUCCCCUGAAUUCUCCGUAUCGAAGAACUCGAAACUGGAAAAUCAGAAGUUCACCGGAAGCGAAUGCAGCAAAUUCGAGUGACGGCGGAGAUUUGAAGAAUUCUCUCUCCGGUAUUGUUGGAAAUCAGGUUGAGGAUCUGUUGAGCAGAGAAGAGAACAGGAGUUUGCUCGAUGAUCUGGAAAAAGCUUCGACGAGGGUGGAGUUAGCGAAGAGAGAGCUCGCAGAGAUAGAGCGGCAAGAAAUCGAGGCGAAGCUGCUACAGGAUUAUGUUAAUAAACUCGAAUCAAGAGCCUCCGAGAUCGCAGAGUGCCAGCAGGAGAUUGUGGCAGCAAGAUCAAUGGUUGAGGAAGCAGAACGUUCCUUGUCCUUUGCAGAAACCGAUCUAGCUAAUGGGAAUUCAGAAAACGGUUAUUCGAUUGAUAAAGACAAAGAGAGAUUAGAAUCAGCAAAAGCGGCAGCGGUUGCAGCUGCGGUUGGUACCGUUGCAGAAAUCCCAUUCGCUCUUUCUCAGGUCUCCAGCAUCGAGCAGCUUGUUCUCCCCCUUGGAGUAGCGUUUGCAAGCUGUGCAUUGUUUGGAGUCACGUUCAGGUAUGCAGUCAGGAGAGACCUUGAUGAUAGUCAUCUUAAAUCCGGAGCCGUUGCCGCCUUUGGCUUUGUCAAAGGACUUGGUAUGUUGAGCAGAGGACCUCCAUUGGAGCUGAGCUGGGAAAGCUUGGCUUCACAUGGCAUAGACGGCGCCGUCUUGGUGUCUCAGAGCGUCUUGAUUUUUGCGUUUGCGUCUAUAGCUUUGGACUAUUGUUUCAAGAUGAAGUUAUUAAGACCAUUUCCAAGCUCUGCUAAGAUGUAG
Molecule: messenger RNA, 900 nt
Organism: Microthlaspi erraticum
Lineage: Eukaryota; Viridiplantae; Streptophyta; Magnoliopsida; Brassicales; Brassicaceae
Source: the annotation of a GenBank genome assembly